GGACAUCGCCGACAGAGACCGGCGGAGAGUUACCCUUUAAACACGGUCUUAUGACUGCAGGCUGCCUCAGUGAAGACGGUAGAGGACACGUAACCCCCUGCAGAGGCUGAAUGGUUGGUGCCAGUCUGACAGAGCUUGUGGAGUUUACCGGACACUACCAUCUCACCUGUCUGCAGAUCACCGGUUGCAUCUGAGAACACUUCUCCUCCUGCAGCUGUGAGGAAAUGUGUCGCCUGCCUUUAGCUUCACUCUUCAUUGGCUUCUGGUUGGUGGAGGGAAGCCAGUGCAGUGGCAGCCUUCAGGAAAACAUGGAAGCGCUGCACACCAGGUUCGCUGUCAGCCUCUACCAGACCCUCACCGAGACGGAGAACAACUCCAACCUCAUCGUGUCUCCCGUGAGCGUCUCCUUGUCUCUGGGUCUGCUACAGUUCGGUGCCAGGGGAAACACGCUCGCACAGCUGGAGCAAACACUGGGAUACAAUGUUAAUGAUGCCCAGAUACAAGACUUCCUGUUGCGUUCGCAUGGCGACAUGAGCAACAGCAGCCAGGGGAUGUGGCUGCAGCAGAGCUGCACGUUGUUCGUCCAGAGUGGCGUUCGUCUCCUCGAUGAGUUCACACACCACGCUGCUGCUUGGGUGAACACCACUGUGGUCCGAGCCAACGUCACUCAGCCCAGCCACGCUGGCAGCCAACAUUCGGGGCACAACCAUGAUGAGACAUGGCCCCUGCAGUCAGGAAGCAGCAGCGGGGAGCUGUCGGGCUCCGGUGAGGCCCAAGCCGAGGCUCUGUGGUGGGGCCACUGGCUGCAGAUGGCCCUGGUCAACACAGUGGCCUUCAGAGGCAUCUGGCAGAAACACUUCGUCUUCACCAACACCCAGAACCUGCCCUUCACUCUCUCUGAUGGCAGCACCAUCAAAGUGCCAAUGAUGUAUCAAGCUACAGAGGUCAGAUUUGGUCAGUUCAGGACAUUAUCAGACCAGCGUUACACCGUGUUGGAGCUCUCUUACCUGGGCCGCUCUCUGAGCCUGCAGGUGGUCCUUCCCAGCGAGAGGAAGACACCGCUGUCCACUAUUGACUCCCAGCUUAACGCCCGCCAGCUGGCGUCCUGGGACACCGGCCUGCGGCGAACCAAGAUGGACGUUUUCCUGCCCAGGUUCAGAAUGCAGAACAAGUUCAACCUGAGGUCAGUGCUUCCUGCCAUGGGCAUCAGUGAUGCCUUUAAUCCCACAGCUGCUGACUUCAGUGGAAUAUCAGUGGAGGAGGGUCUUUACGUGUCUGAUGCUUUCCAUGAAGUGAGAAUAGAAGUCACAGAAGAUGGCACAAAGGCAGCCGCUGCCACAGCUAUGGUGCUACUCAAACGAUCCCGUGCUCCAGUUUUUAAGGCAGACCGGCCGUUCUUAUUCCUGCUGCGACAGAUCAACACAGGAUCCGUCUUAUUCAUGGGCCGAGUGAUGAACCCUGCUGACCAAGCACCUUAACUUCUGAGACACACACACGCACACACAC
Messenger RNA from Solea solea (common sole), 1506 nucleotides. RefSeq names its product serpin peptidase inhibitor, clade E (nexin, plasminogen activator inhibitor type 1), member 3 (gene serpine3). The coding region runs from base 225 to 1478 and encodes 417 amino acids. Gene Ontology annotation, molecular function: serine-type endopeptidase inhibitor activity. The record is from RefSeq and is a predicted model, not a curated record. The transcript is spliced from 9 exons. Gene Ontology annotation, biological process: negative regulation of endopeptidase activity. Lineage: Eukaryota; Metazoa; Chordata; Actinopteri; Pleuronectiformes; Soleidae.